Messenger RNA from Gryllus bimaculatus (two-spotted cricket), 1539 nucleotides. The record is from the annotation of a GenBank genome assembly. NCBI's taxonomy places the organism in Eukaryota, Metazoa, Arthropoda, Insecta, Orthoptera, Gryllidae.
AUGGAAAUGUGCCGCAUGAUGGGCAAGUAUUUUGCCGCAUAUUUAUGUGGUUUUUGGAAAAUGCGAAAACGCAACUUGGCCUGGAGAAAAGUGAAAGUAUUUGACGCAGAUGUUGUGGUGUGUGGGCAGACGAGCGAGGGCGUUCUGCACGAGGCGCCACGCCGCGUGCUGGUGGAGGGCGCGCCGGGCGCCGGCAAGACGACGCUGGCGCUGCGCGUGCUGCACGCCUGGGCCGCGCGCGACGACCGCCUGGGCGGGCCCGCGGUGCAGCUGGCAUUGUUCGUGCCGCUGCGCGAGCUGCGAGGCUCGUCGCUCGCGCACUACCUGGGCAAGGAGCUGCUGCCCAAGUCGGCGCUGGCGCCGGGCGGCGCGGGCGCCGGCUCGGGCUCCAACGGCUUCGCGCACAUCUGGAAGUGCCUGGGGCUCCUCGAGGACAGACUGCUCUUCGUGCUGGACGGAUACGACGAGGCCGUGGCGCUGGCGGCGGCGGCGGCGGGGCAGGAGGCGACGGGCGCGGGCGCGGGCGCGGGCGGCGCCAAGGAGGCCCUCGGCGACGCCGUCGACCUGCUCGAGGGCCGCCUCUUCCCCGAGUGCCGCGUGCUGGUGACGUGCUCGCCCGCGUGGAGCGCCGCCCUGCUGCCGCUGGUGCAGCGCCGCGUGGUGCUCCGAGGGAUGGACUGGGCGCACGUGGAGCGCCUGGUGCACGCCUACUUCGCCAGCAACCACAAGCCCGAGAGCGCCAGCCGCUUCCUCGAAGAGGUCAGCUCUCCUCCUUCUGUGCUUCUUAAAGCUGCAGUUGGCUGCUGCUGUGCGUGCUGGCGGCAUGGCGGCGCUGGCGGCGUGGCCGCUGGGCUGGCUGCUGCUGUGCGUGCUGUUCAUUCUUGUGUGUGCUUGUGGCGCCUGCAGGGGGUGGGCAGCCCGCAGGUGCUGCGGCCGCUGGCGGCGUGGCCGCUGGGCUGGCUGCUGCUGUGCGUGCUGUUCGAGGAGAGCGGCGGCCGCCUGCCCUCGUCCGCGCUCGACGUGCACCAGGCCCUCUUCAAGUGCCUUAUCCGGCGCAGCCUGGAGCGCAAGGGCGACUCGCCGCCGCCGCCCCCAGCGCCGCCCUCCCCCUCGGCGCAGCAGCCCGACCUGCCCGGCCACUGCAAGAAGCUGCUGGCGGAGUUCGGCAAGCUGGCGCUCGCCUGCAUCAAGGCGGAGCGCUUCGUGUACACCGACGCGGAGAUCCGCGCGCACUGCCGCGGGGGCGGCCUGGACGCCACGGAGCUGGGCUUCCUGACGCGCGGGCUCAACUUCGGCCGCAGCUACAACCAGAAGAAGCGGGCCGACUUCUACUCGCCGCUCGUGCGCUCGUUCGCAGACUUCCUCGCCGCCUACUACGUCUCCUCCGUCGUGCACUACGCCAACAUCCUGCGCCGGGAGCUCGAGGACCUGCCCGGGUGCGUCCGAGGCAACCUUCCUCAGGGCAAAAUGCCAUUGACUCCUGUGCAUAGGGCGCGGCGUCUUCCCGACAGCCAAGAAGCUAUUUGCUCCACUCACUGA